Messenger RNA from Pristis pectinata (smalltooth sawfish), 789 nucleotides. RefSeq names its product deleted in malignant brain tumors 1 protein-like. The record is from RefSeq and is a predicted model, not a curated record. Gene Ontology annotation, cellular component: membrane. The annotation marks the transcript as partial. Lineage: Eukaryota; Metazoa; Chordata; Chondrichthyes; Rhinopristiformes; Pristidae. The transcript has 4 exons.
AUGAAGUGCGGGGGGAACGAGACUGCUCUGCGGAACUGUGAAUCAUAUCCAUGGGGUCAUUAUUCUCUGUCCCACGACAGAGAAGCCGGCGUCAUCUGCGCAGGGCAGGUCAAACCCAGAUUAGUGAAUGGGAACAGUCCUUGUGCAGGGAGACUGGAAAUUUACGACAAUCUAACUUGGAGGACAAUUUGCAGUGACGAUUCCUGGGCCUUAACGGCUGCUAAUGUUGUUUGUCAGGAAUUGGGUUGUGGCUCUGGAGCUGUGCCGCCACCUGAUGCUCACUUUGGAGAAGGAGCGGGUCCAGUUAUCGGCCCACCCGGUUGCGGACAUCAACGGGAUCUUGGUGUGAUCUGUUCAGGAACCAUCGCACCUCGCCUGGUGAAUGGAAACAGUGCUUGUGACGGGAGGCUGGAGAUUUAUGCGAAUGGUUCUUGGAGGACUGUCUGCGGCCUUGGAUCGUGGCACUUAUCGAGUCUGGACUUCACUUGUAAAGCACUGAACUGCGGCUCUGCAAUGGAAGCGCAGAUUAAUGCUCAAUUUGGAGAAGGAUCAGGACCCGUUAUUGGACCACCUGGUUGCAGCCACCAACAAGACAUUGGAGUGAUUUGUUCAGAAAGCAGAGAUCUCAGACUGGUGUCUGUGGACUCCCGAUGUUCCGGUCGUCUCGAAAUUCGCCAGCGGCAGCAAUGGGGGACAGUCUGUGACAGAUACUUCGACUGGGAAGACGCUGCGGUGGUUUGCGCGCACCUGAAGUGCGGAACAGUAGCGGGAAUCCAAGGAAGAGCUCAC